AUGGAUACUGCGGCGACUCAUAGGCAAACGGAGAUUAAUUGGGACAAGCUCAAUAAAACUAAGUUCUACGUUGUUGGGGCUGGAAUUUUUUCGGGAGUUACAGUGGCACUUUACCCUAUCUCAGUCAUGAAGACCCGGAUGCAAGUUGCGUCGCACGGUGCCGUGGAAAGAAACGCGAUUUCCGUCAUCAAAGGCCUGCUCAAAACGGAUGGGAUUAAGGGUUUGUAUAGAGGUUUUGGGACUGUGGUCACGGGAGCUAUACCCACUCGAGUCAUAUUUCUCACCACAUUAGAGACGACAAAAGUGCCUGCUUACAAGAUGGUCGAGCCGUUCAAAUUGUCUGAACCCACGCAGGCGGCUAUAGCCAACGGGGUUGCCGGCAUGAUGGCUUCUCUCUGUACCCAAUCUGUGUUUGUUCCAGUUGACGUGGUUAGUCAGAGAUUAAUGGUGCAAGGGUAUUCAGGCCAUGCGGCCUACAAUGGGGGUCUGGAUGUCGUGCGUAAAAUCAUAAAGUCUGAUGGAAUUCGUGGAUUAUAUAGAGGAUUUGGUCUGUCUGUGAUCACUUAUUCUCCAUCGAGUGCCGUCUGGUGGGCAAGCUAUGGUGCGAGCCAACGCUUCAUCUGGAGACACUUGGAUGAUGGCAUUGCAGCUCCAAACAAGCACAACAUUGUUUUGGUCCAAGCAGCCGGAGGCAUUAUCGCUGGUGCCACUGCAUCAUGUAUAACAACUCCACUGGACACAAUAAAAACACGUUUGCAAGUAAUGGGUCAUGAAACAAGACCAAGUGCAAGGCAAGUAGUUAAGGAUUUGAUUGCUGAAGAUGGGUGGACCGGAUUUUAUCGAGGUCUUGGCCCUAGAUUUUUCAGUAUGUCAGCUUGGGGAACCUCAAUGAUUCUGGCGUAUGAAUAUCUAAAGCGCUUGUGUGCAAACGAUGAAUAG
Striga hermonthica is the source of this 939-nucleotide messenger RNA. NCBI's taxonomy places the organism in Eukaryota, Viridiplantae, Streptophyta, Magnoliopsida, Lamiales, Orobanchaceae. The record is from the annotation of a GenBank genome assembly.